AUGGGAUAAUUUUUAAGUUCUCAAUGUUGUGAAAAGAAAGUAGAGCCACCUAAGUCUCUGUUAUAAGAAGGCUAAUUGUUGAACUUAAACCAAGAUUAUCAAUACUUUUUUAGUUAAGAUUGGUUUGGAGUUGACAAACCAUAAUUUGAACCAUAAAAAUUCAUCUUCAUUUAUCCUGGUUAUAAGGAAGACUAAUCAUAAAUGGAAAAAUUUUGGUCGAAAGCCGAUACAAUAAAUUUAAGACAUGGAGAAUUGGUUAGGUAAAAAGGAAAAGUUUUGAAUAAGAAAUGGCAAUAUUUAUUUAGAAAAGGUGUUCCAUGUUCCUUGGCUAAAAAAAUAAUAUUGGAUACUUUUAGAUUGACUUAUGUUGAUUGCGAAGCAGAAUAUUUAUCUGCUCUGAAGGUUGUAUUCAAAAACAAAUAAAUUCCUAAAACAUUUAAGAAUGUACCUCUUUUUGGUUGUAAUACAAACGAGGAUGAUGAUGAAGAAUUUAAUUACUUAAAUGAAAGUGAGAAGAAAAUCUAAUUAAUACUGAAAGUGUAGAUUUUGAAUUAAUAAGGAAUGGAAGCCUUAAUUAGGUUACUUUGGAUUGUGAACAAUUUAAAUCAUUUCUUGGAAUAUAACCCAAUGCUCCUCCAUAUAAUAGUUAUGCUUUUAAUAUUCUUAAGUGAGGCUUAGACUUAUUGUGUAUUGCAAUUUAUGAUUAAAGAUUCAUAAUAAAGUUUAACUGAUAAUCAGACAAAAUAAUAACUACGAUGGCAUCUCAUUAUGAAUGAGGAACAUUUUAAAGAAACAGCCACCACAUUUUAUGAAACAGUGAGUAGAAGAAGUAAAACAUUUAGUACUAUUUAUUAAUUGAUGUAAAAUAUGCACUUUGAUUCAUUUGAAUUAUUUUAAGAGAUGUCAAUUAGUUUAAUGUUAACUUACUUACCAUUUUCUGCUAUCUUAAAAAUAUUCAUCAUUUAUCUAAAUGAAGGAAUAAAGAUAUAUUUUAGAAUGUUUUAUUCUGUUUUAAGAUAUGUUGCAGAUGAUAUAAAGUCAUGCAAAUCAAGCUCUAAUUUAAAAUCUAUUUUAAGAAAGAAACUAAUGAAUUUAAACAUAGAAGAAUAAAACAAUAUUAUUAAAUAAGCAUUUAAAUUAAGUCUAAGUGAAAGUGAAUAAGUUAAAUCCUUUAUGAGAACAACAGUCUCCUACACUAAAAAUUAGCCUUGUUAUUUACCCAUACCAUCUCAGGCAUCAGACUUAAUUACAAAUGAAUAGGCAUUUAUAGAUAUAUGA
Molecule: messenger RNA, 1278 nt
Organism: Paramecium tetraurelia
Lineage: Eukaryota; Ciliophora; Oligohymenophorea; Peniculida; Parameciidae
Exons: 3
Source: RefSeq, a predicted model, not a curated record